AUGACGGCUUUGACGAAGAGCAAGGACGAAGACAUCCAAGAGGCCACGGCCUCGGAACCGUUGACGCUCGAGGAAGAGUACGAGAACCAGCAGUCGUGGCGGACGUCGCACGACAAGCUCACUUUCAUCAUCUGCCAGCCGCUGCCUGAAUCACCUGGGACGAAAGCUGAGGCGGUACAGGCUGGGGAGGUUGACGCAUCGAAGCACAUGAUAGGCGAUAUCAAUUUCUUCAUUUACCCUAACGACGACUACGAUGACGAUGAGGCGACUCAAAGCGUGGCUGAUGGCUCGUACGUCGGCGAGGUGGACGUCAUGGUCGCGUCUAAAGAGCAUCGGGGCAAGGGCAUCGGACACGCCGCGGUGACGACGCUCUUGACCUACGUGCACCGCAACAAGGAUCGUAUUCUUGCGGAGUACAUUGAGGGUGAGAGUAAGACUAGCGAGGGAAAGACGCCGGAGCUAAAGGGUUUGAUGGUCAAGAUCAAGAAGGAGAACGCGGCGAGCAUUGCGCUGUUUAGGCGGUUGGGGUUCGUGCAAAAGGGAGAAGUGAAUUACUUCGGGGAGAUCCAAAUGGUUCUGAAGGAGCUAGGACAGUUUGUGGCGUCUUCUGCCGGUGUCAAUGCCGCAAAGGAGUAUCGUGAAGUCGUAUAUUCUAGAUGA
Molecule: messenger RNA, 660 nt
Organism: Colletotrichum spaethianum
Lineage: Eukaryota; Fungi; Ascomycota; Sordariomycetes; Glomerellales; Glomerellaceae
Product: N-acetyltransferase 9-like protein
Exons: 2
Coding region: 1-660 (219 amino acids)
Biological process (GO): protein acetylation
Molecular function (GO): N-acetyltransferase activity
Source: RefSeq, a predicted model, not a curated record